UAUCAGAGGAAGCCUUGCUACCGACAACACACCCUCAGGUCUUGCAACUGCCACCAUGGGGGCUCUGCUGUGGGAUCUCUUGCUGCUCUGCUUGUUUGCCCACGUGCUCGGCGACUGUCAGAGGGACUGCCUGAGCUGCAACAGACACUUGUACAACCAACAGGACAACUUCAAUGUUCUCAUCUGCAUCAUGGAGUGCGAAGGGAAGGCCUUUUCGAGUACCACCUGGGAGCUUUGCACCAAAGUGGCUGGGAAGUCGUCCAUACAGGUGAGCGCUGACAGCCUGGAAGAAGAUUCCUACCAGCCCUUAGAGAUGGACGAUAGUGGCCUGUUCAGAGGCAGCCGGAAGCACUUCAAUGACCUCACCAAAGUGGUGGAUCUUAGCAAAAUGGAAGGUGAGAAGAGAGUUUCCAAGGUGAGCAGCCUGAUCCGCCAGCGGGAGGUGGACGAGGGUGUCAGCAAUGGGAGUGAGACCCCGCUGGGUGACUUCCAAGAGCAGCCCAAGGAUAUUUCCAAGCGGCUCGGUGGCUUCCUCAAAGGAAAGUACAGUUACAGGCAGGUGCUGGAGCCCACCGUGCAAGGGCUGCAGAAGCGGUACGGGGGCUUCAUCGGGGUCAGAAAGUCGGCCCGGAAGUGGAACAACCAGAAGAGGUUUAGCGAGUUCUUGAAGCAGUACCUGGGCAUGUCACCGCGCUCCAGCGAGUACGAUAGCUUCACCAAUGACCUGAAUGAACAGAACGAGAUCUAACCGGAAACUCUGUUUCAUGUCACUGACACAUAGUGAAUCGGUUUAAGUCUGCCAUGGCCAAAGAAGUCAACCCCUUCCCUGAUCCCAAAGAGCCUGUGUUAGGAAUGGUUCACCAGGCACAACCGGAUUCAUUGCUGCUCAGAGUCAAGGGGGGGAAGCCGCGUGGUGGUGGUUUCUGAAUCAUCCAAUGUAUUUAUUAAUUCUUCUACAUUUUCAUGGCACUUUUGAAGGCAAAUACAAGACAACUGUCCCUGCCCUGAGCUUACAGUCUAGGUUUACUAGAACGGGAAUUUACUUAUGAGGAACGAGAGAGAGAAUCAGUCAGGUGUCUCUUUUCACUUUCAAAAUGGAUUUCCAAGUGUUUUGGUCCC
Messenger RNA from Mauremys reevesii (Reeves's turtle), 1119 nucleotides. RefSeq names its product prepronociceptin (gene PNOC). The record is from RefSeq and is a predicted model, not a curated record. Gene Ontology annotation, cellular component: neuronal cell body; axon terminus; plasma membrane. The transcript is spliced from 3 exons. Gene Ontology annotation, molecular function: opioid receptor binding. Lineage: Eukaryota; Metazoa; Chordata; Testudines; Geoemydidae. Bases 56 to 748 code for a protein of 230 amino acids. Gene Ontology annotation, biological process: neuropeptide signaling pathway; chemical synaptic transmission; sensory perception.